AUGUCGUACACUUUUGUGUACGACAUGUUGAUCAUGUACGACAUGUCGUACACUUUUGUGUGUGGAAGAGAGUCAGUGUUAUCAACCAAAAUAUAUCCUCCAAUUAUUUUAAAUGAAAAUGAACAGUAUGUACUAGGUUUAAUAGAUUUUAUGUCAUACAAUACAAUUCCAAAUGUAGACCAAACAAACAACAAGUUUCAUAUAGAUGGUUAUGAUAUCACAAUUCCCGAAGGUUCGUAUGAGGUGGAAGAUCUUUCAAAUUAUUUGACUAAAAAAAUAACCGGGUUAGAAUUAAAAUUAGAUCAAACACCAGAAAAAGAUGAGACAGACAUUGAUAAAAAUGCAAAAGGAAAGAAGCAAAAUUUAGUUACUCAAGGAAGAAACGCAAAAGCUAGAAAACAGCAUAAUAUGGAUCAACCUACAAGUCUAAUAAUGAGAAUUAAUAACAAUACACUCAAAUGUGAAAUAAAAAGCAACAAAGUAAUCCAUUUUGAAAAACCAAAUACCAUUGCUCCCUUAUUGGGAUUUACAUCAAAACGACUCUCACCUUUGAAGACUCACGUAGCUGAGAAUCCUGUGCAUAUCACAAAAGUUAAUUCAAUUUGUGUGGAAUGUAAUAUAAUCACUAACUCAUACAUUAAUGAAAAUCAAGGUCAUAUUAUCCACAUGUUUUAUCCAAAUGUUUUACCAGGAUACAAAAUUGUUGAAUUUCCAAAAAAAGUAAUUUAUUUACCUGUCACCAAUAGAUACAUUGAUGAAAUUUUUAUUAAAAUAGUCGAUCAGGACGGAAGAAAACUAGACACAGCCAGGAUGAGAACAAAUUCUCUUCCUGACGACCAUAAUCUAAAGAGAAAAGCCUCGUACGUUAAGUCGAUCUCCGAAGUAUACAAAAAGAGACCGUGCAGUCAAGCAAUGGAGAUACUCGACUACAUAGAUGAUAUGACAAAACAAAUAGAGCGGCUUACUUCCUUAACACAGGAGUACCCAAAUACGGCAAGACCUUUAAAGGAACUUCAUAGGCAGCUCCACAAGCGGCAUGCACCCCAUCGUAUGGAGCACAUCCGCGAAUGGUUGCAUAGUCAUGCUAUUGAGCCUAUCGAAAAACUAACUGUGGACUCAGACGUCCAAUGUGACCUUCCGUGUGCCGAAGGCCCUAUUGUGCCGAGACCCACCAUGACGGAUUGCGGCACGCAGACCGAUGCCUGUCACGGACCUCCCGCGAGGACCAAGGUGAGCCUAGAAGGCGUCAACACCUUUGCAGACUUCCAGAGGCACGCUCGCUUUGAGUGGCCUGAGAGGUUAUAUCAAAAAACGACCAUGGAGGUCUCAAACCCGUUGGACUCUAAGUGCCGCGUAAAGGUGGUAGCUCUGGAGCCCAACGACAGAAAUAUGAACUUUAGUAUUCAAAGACUUUAUAGAGACCGAUACCCCGAUCUAUCGUCACUUAAAGGGGACUUCGAGGUCACAGCCGGUACACCGGAAGAGCUCUGGCACGCACUCGAGCGCGUCAAGGAGGAAACGCAAGAAAAUGACACUGUGGCCCUGCACCAUGUCAGCUACAUGCCGGUGGCUAAUAUGAGGAAGAUGGCGGAAGUUAUCUUCCGGAAAACUACCCGUGUCUCCGUCUCGAUAUACACUACAGCCACCAAACGGGAAAGGCCGACGUAUGGAUUUAUUGUGUCUAAGAAGGACACGACCUACUCCCAGCUGCUGACUGGAGUAGAGGAAGCCGUAUCAAACUGCGAGGCAAAGGAGGCUGUUCUUAGCCUUAGAAGCACCCGUGAUGGUAACCUACUCAUUACAAUCGACAAGGAUCAGGACGCAGCCUCGAUGAUCAAAAAGGCUAUUAUUAAGGAUAGCGGUGUAUCGGCCAAAUUGAUAGGCCAGGAGAGGCAGGCAGUCAUCCACGUUAGAGGGAUGACCUCGAACACGAAUAAAGAACACCUCAAAGUGGCUCUUACAAGGGAGCUGGGUAAAUGGGAACCUAGCUACUCCAUCAAACAGCUGCGUCCCAUGCGGAAUAACACCUUGGCAGCGACGGUCGUCCUUUCCGCGGAAGCGGCAAGGCGAAUCAUUGAUAGGGGAAACCUGAAGGUCGGCCUAGUGAGAUGCGAGGUGGAAAGGAGGUAUAGCAUCAGGAGGUGCCAGAGAUGCUGGUCAUAUACACAUGAUGUGAGCAAGUGCGACGGUCCUGACCGUACGGGAUCCUGCCCGAAGUGUGGAAAGAAGGGUCACACCUUCGAAUCUUGCAAUGAGGCAGAUUGGUGCGCAAUCUGCGAAGAUCCGCACCGUAUUGGCAGUGGCAAAUGUAAGGAGUUCAGGUCGGCUCUCCAGAGAGCUCGAUUGGCGGACCAAACAAAGUCGCUGGAGACUCCCCCCCCACAGGCAUACCAGCCACCUACUCCUACAAUAGAUAUCCCUUCCGCUACCCCCACCCCGACUGAAAUGGACAUGGGCUCAGAGAAAACUGACAAGUUAAAGGUUGAGGUCCCAGGGCCGUCAUAUGAAGAGGUCGAGAAAGCCGACGACGAGGUCUUUCAUGGAGCUAUCCACUCCACCCUUAUGGAACAGUUUGGCUCCAUGUGCGACAGCGUGGCGGCCAAACACUUGCAGCAGGCCGAACGGCUCAGUCGUUCAUCUCUCCCUCCCCAGAAUGAGGAAUCUGAUGUAACCACUACACCCUCCUUCCCAUUUAUAGAUUCUUUUAGAUUUAUGUCUGAUUCAUUAGAUAAACUUUCCUAUAAUCUAGAUGAUGAUCAAAAACACAUAACGAGACAGUACUUUGACAAUGAGUUUAAAUUUAAUCUAGUUAAAAGAAAAGGUGUUUUCCCAUAUGGAUACCUAGAUAAUUGGAAAAAGUUGCAAGAUACUUGCUUGCCACCUAUUGAUAGUUUCUUUAGUACAAUUAAUAAUGAGGGAAUAACUCACGAGGACUAUCAACACGCCUGUACUGUUUGGAACACAUUUGAGAUAAAAACAUUGCAAGAGUACGCCGAAUUAUAUUUAAAAACUGAUGUAUUACUUUUAAGUGAUAUUUUUAAAAACUUUAGACUGAUGUGUUUAAAAACAUACGGGUUAGAUAGUUUGCAUUAUUUUACUUUACCAGGGUUAGCGUUUGAUGCCAUGUUAAAAGUAACAAAUGUAGAAUUGGAACUUUUAAUAGAUAUUGACAUGGUUUUGUUCUUUGAAAAGGCAAAACGAGGAGGAGUGUCACAAUGA
Messenger RNA from Diabrotica balteata, 3219 nucleotides. The record is from the annotation of a GenBank genome assembly. NCBI's taxonomy places the organism in Eukaryota, Metazoa, Arthropoda, Insecta, Coleoptera, Chrysomelidae.